Molecule: messenger RNA, 10378 nt
Organism: Nothobranchius furzeri (turquoise killifish)
Lineage: Eukaryota; Metazoa; Chordata; Actinopteri; Cyprinodontiformes; Nothobranchiidae
Gene: kcnk9
Product: potassium channel, subfamily K, member 9
Biological process (GO): potassium ion transmembrane transport; stabilization of membrane potential
Cellular component (GO): plasma membrane
Molecular function (GO): potassium ion leak channel activity; outward rectifier potassium channel activity
Source: RefSeq, a predicted model, not a curated record
UGCGGGCGGGAGUGUAACACACAGGCGGUAAUGGUCAGAAAUUCAGCGGCAUGAAGAAAACAGUCCCGCGCAGGGCUCUACUGCUGCGUUUAAGUGUUUCAAUUUUUUAAAACAAAUUCGAUUAAAAAUAAAGGCACCCGACCCGGCCCGUGUCCGAGGUAAUUGCACAGUCGUUGGCCCGAAGCCCGACCCGAGGGCCUAGGGCUUCAGUGCAGGCCUCUACUACAGGACAACGUAACCUGCAUCCACCUCGGCUGAAGACCCCUUGGACACAACUACAACAGGACACGGCGAAGAAGAGACGCUGGGAAAGGAUCAACUACCUCAAGCACCCGCACCCAAAUCUCCAGACUGGUUUCACGGUCAAAGACCUGUAGGACCUUUUCGGGGACAAGAUCAGCUCCCUGACAAUUGGACAACCGCCUCGACACGCCACGGAAGGACCCUGAAGUCUUCCUUUUCAGAAGUUGAACUUUGCGCUUCAUGUUCUGGACCUGGACUUUAAGAUACUUCUCAUCCCAAGACUGAAACCACCCUGAUCAUCGGAAGAGGACUCUGACUUUCUAACCUAUUCUCCAACCAAGACUCCCAGUCUACGGACAAGCCCUUUGAUGAAGAACGCCUGGUUUGCCUCAGCUCUGCCAUGGUUACAGCUGUGAAAAUUAAUAUUACACCUUCAAUUUUCCUCCUUCACUGAAGGAUUCGUCUGCACCUUGGAGCUUUGAUUUAAAUUCACCUGAUGUUUCAACACAGCGAACUGAUGUUUUCUGUGUAUUAUCUGGUUUUGCUGACCCUUCCCAAUCUCCUUACAGGAACUGCCAUAAGUCGUGGAAUUGUGCAUCACAGUAAAUUCAUUUCAAUACGUAUGAAAUAGCUUUUCUUAUGGUUAUAAUUGCGUUGAUCUAGCCGAUCCCUGUGUACGGCUGUAAGAUGUUUUUGUCAGUUGUGUUUGCAUUAUUUGUGUUUAUGAUCUUUUUUGUUCUUAUUAUUUUGCCGAUUUUUGUAUUGAACUCUGUAUGGAAUGAUUCUUUGGACAAGUUAACAGGAUUGAGAGUACGAUCCGCAUUGUCAAUGCUUGCAGCACUUCAUGCUGUGUGCCUACCUCAUAGUGUUGAUUCUGAACCUUUUAUAUCUGAUCGUAGUGUUUAUUACUUUACUUAUUACUUUUCUUGUUUUGAUGCCCAUCAAUUUAGUUUUGCUUUUGUCUUGAGUGAAUUGAUUUGUAACCUGUUGGGCCUUGUGACUACUGAGAUGAUCACCUUUCCUGGUUUACCCCUUUUCUAUUACUUGAUUUGGCGCUCUAUAAAUAAACUUUUACAUACUUACUUACUUUCCUAGUUAGUGGCGACAAGUUAUGGAAGUGGAUGAAAUUCCUCAUUAUUUUGCUUCUUAUUAUUUUUCCUUAUUUGGUUUUGUUUUUUUUCAUUGCUUCCUUUUGUUUGGUUAUCCUAUUCGGAUAAACAGGAGGGAAUGUUAUGGAAAAAUUUAUGUUUAAUAAUUCUUGAUCAUGGACUCAACCAACUGGAUGUAAUAUGUACUGCUCUAUGCCUCUCUGCAUGCUCACACACACACACACACACACACACACACACACACACACACACACACACACACACACACACACACACACACAAACACACACACACACACACACAAACACACACACACACACACACACAAACACACACAAACACACACACACACACACACACACACACACACACAAACACACACACACACACACACACACACACACAAACACACACACACACACACACACACAAACACACACACACACACACACACACACACACACACAAACACACACACACACACACACACACACACACACAAACACACACACACACACACACACACACACACACAAACACACACACACACACACACACACACACACACACACACACACGGGUUUCAUUAAUUUUUUUUACACUCAAGCAUCUCCCCUCUUCAGCACCAUGGACAGCAACGUGACAGAGACGCCCCCUCCCUUGCUGUGAGACACUGAGUCCUAUAAUGUGACCGUGUGAGCUCUGGUUGACCUUCUCCGUCCAUAAGGCGAGUAGGAGUGGUCGUGGUGGGAGGGGGGCGCGCCAGGGGAGAGGACUACUUCCUGAAGCGAGUUUAAACUCGGGUCUGGAUCGCGACGGAAACAUGAGGAGAUUUCGUGACACCAAGAAGCUCAAAGGGAAAGAAAAACAUCCCUCCUUUGAAUAGAAACCAGCUGAAAGUGAUCAGCUAGUUCGGGCUGGAGCCUUAGACACGCGCCGGAACAGGAGGCGCAGAGCUCGCGUCUCAUCCGCUCUCUUGCUGGAUCCCGCACCUGUCCCUGGUCCAGGCCUCUGCGCGUCCUAAAAACGUGUAAGGAAACCUGUUUGAGCCGGAAGCUGCGCUGCCUGCCACUUAUUCUUCUCUUGGAUUCAUUUGUAUUUUCUACAAGUGGAAAGAUAAUGCAGAAACAGAGCUGAAGAUAUUUUACUUUUAAAGCUGAUUUAUUAUUUUUAUUAUUAUAAAAAUGUAUUUUUCCGGGAUUUGAGUAUUUUAGUAUCACUUGUCGCUCCUCUCCGCCACUCUCCGGAUCAGGAUGUUUGGAGUUCGCAGGAAGUAAAUAGAUUUUUUCCCUGUUUUCUUCCUCCCGUGACGCCUGGCUGAAGACAGCGUGAACACCGAGGAAGUCUGUGCGAACAUGCCGCUAUUCAGCUGAAAUCUUAAAAAACAAGUGGAACGAUGUUGAGCUGUGGGACAUUUUUAUGACAAAGUGAAGGUGGAGGUUUGAAAAAAAGGGAGAAACAAUUUCUUGAUUAUUAUUUUUUUGCCUUUGGAGCUUUUAUUCGGAUCUGCAGCGGACAGAGACCAACAGGCAAUCUUGGGAGCAGCUUGUUGAUGGCACUGCGCACAGGGAGGACUUGGUUUGGGCAGGUUUUGCGCAGGGUCUUUCGGCUGCAGGGCUCCUGGUCCAGGCGAUCAAGCAGUCUGUUGUGUCUCUCAGCGAACCAGGAGCAGGAUCUGGAGGUCUGCCACCGGUAUCAUCACAAGGUGGGGGACUUCCAUCAGUGCCCCGGCUCCGGUGUCCAGCGCUCCCUGAGCUCACCUUCCUGCGCUCCCGCCUCCCGGCGCUGCCCACGCGGCUUCCCUCACGCCUGCUGCGCCUUCCCGGGGAAUCCGAGGGGACAUGAACCCCUCAGUCACCGCUUCCUUUUGGCCAUGAAGCGGCAAAACGUGCGGACUUUAUCCCUGAUUGUUUGCACGUUCACAUACCUGCUGGUGGGGGCCGCCGUCUUUGACGCCCUGGAGUCCGACUUCGAGAUGCGCGAGAAAGAGCAGCUGGAAGCCGAGGAGAGGCGGCUCCAGGGGAAAUACAACAUCAGCGAGGAUGAUUACCGCAAACUGGAGAGCAUCAUCAUGGAGGCUGAGCCCCACAGAGCCGGGGUGCAGUGGAAAUUUGCGGGGUCAUUUUACUUUGCCAUCACAGUCAUAACCACUAUAGGCUAUGGACACGCAGCCCCAGGGACCGAUGCAGGGAAGGCUUUCUGCAUGUUUUAUGCCGUCCUUGGAAUCCCUCUGACUCUGGUCAUGUUCCAAAGUCUGGGAGAGAGAAUGAACACUUUUGUCAAAUACCUCCUGAAACGCAUCAAGAAGUGCUGCGGCAUGAGCAUCACGGACGUGUCCAUGGAGAACAUGGUGACAGUGGGCUUUUUCUCCUGCAUUGGCACGUUGUGUAUUGGUGCUGCUGCCUUCUCCCACUAUGAGGACUGGAGCUUCUUCCAGUCCUACUAUUACUGCUUCAUCACAUUAACAACUAUAGGCUUUGGGGACUUUGUGGCCCUUCAAAAGAACCGGGCCCUCCAGAAGAAGCCCCUGUAUGUGGCCUUUAGUUUCAUGUAUAUCCUGGUGGGUCUAACAGUUAUCGGAGCAUUCCUUAACCUCGUGGUCCUCCGUUUCCUGACUAUGAACAGUGAAGAUGAACGGCGAGAUGCCGAAGAGCGCGCUUCACUUGCUGGUAAUCGUAACAGCAUGAUCCUCCACACACAGGACGAAUCUCUGCAGCGGGGGCGAAGGCGACGUGAGCCAUUCAGGGCGGAGGUGACUGAUCUGCAGUCAGUGUGCUCAUGCAUGCAUUACCACUUGCAAGACUACGGCAGCUCUAGAGGGGGGAUUGGAGGCCUGGGUUGUGCCUUUUCCCACCAGAACUCCUUCAGCUCCCAACUGAACCCUAACCAGUACUUUCACUCAGUUUCCUAUAAGAUCGAGGAGAUCUCACCGAGCACCUUGAAAAAUAGCUUCCUACCUUCGCCCAUCAGCUCUGUAUCUCCCGGCCUUCACAGUUUUACAGACAGUCACCAGCUCAUGAAGAGAAGGAAAUCUGUCUAAACCCCUAACGGGACAAAUACGUUGCCAUGGUUUGUAUACAAGGUCAAAGCAUUUCCAAUGCUGCUCCUCUCCAGAUCCUGUUUUAGCACUUUUCCCCUCAAAUUGGUGGUAAUAGAAGUAUUUCUGGAAACAGGUAAAGAACAUUGCACAGAACAGCAAGUGUGGACUAAACCAGACGCAAAGCAUGAAGCAAGGAUUUCUAUUUUUUCAAGAGAUUGCAUCGUUUCAAAAGACACUUCCUGAACUCUGACAUCUUAUUACAGAUUUACACUAACCGAAUCUAUGAACUUUGGUCACAUACCAAAUGAUGCACACUGGGAAAAAGCUAUUUUUCAAAGAGAGUUUGCUUGUUUCACUUUGACUUGAAUAAAUAUUUGUGCAUUAUUCCAUUGCCUCACUGCAGACAGAGAAUUCAACAUGACCUAAAGCAUCAGGUUUUUGUUUUUCUCUAAGCAGUCUUUUAUUUGUAUAGUUUCACCUCACCAUAAACCAAACUGUUGUUGCCAAUAACUGCAUGUGGAUUUGAUGUCAUUUACUAGUUUAAAGUCUUUGUCUUUACUUCAGAAAAUCAUACCACUGUUUAUUGACAUUUCCUGUUGAUUUAGACGAGUUGAACUGGGCCAAAAAAGCUUUAAUUUCAUGCCACACUCCCAAUUCAUCAUAAUGUUUUGCAGAUUUGGAAUGCAAUAGAAUGAUUAUGGAUUAUCUUGUCAAUGGAAUUUAGGUUCUAAUUUAGAUGUCAUGUACUAACUCCAAAGACAAAAGUACAAUCCAGCUAAUGGUGGCCAUUAGUUUCUGUAGUAAAUGUAGGAACAAGUGAGGAUGGCAGAGAAAGUGAUUAACCAACCUUUGGAUGAAUCAUUUCCCAGCAACACCUUAGCAGCAUAAGAAUAUCUUUCAUUUACCCUUAUGUUUGUGUUUCUAGUCAGAACAUUGGAGGGAACAUUUGAAAGGUCAGUUUCCAUGACUGGGUUAGGAGUCAGCAUGGUAGCUACAAGCAAAACUAGUUUAAAAGUAGAGAUUUGUUUUUAUGGCUACAACUGGAGACCGUGUUAAUAUAAUGGAAGCCAUUGGCCAUUCGAAUAAACUGCUGGUUUUGUUAAAUUCAUAAUAUUGUGUUCACUUCAAAAUGUCCACCCAUCUAUUUUACUCUGCUUCGAGGUUGGGUCGAAGGGCAGCUGCCUAAGCAGGGAGGUCCGGACUUCCCCUCUCCCCAGCCACUUGAGCCAGCUCCUCUGGGGAAAUCCUAAAGCAUUCCCAGGCCAGACAACCCCUUCUCACACCUGAAGCGUCAAAAAAUGACACUGGCUGACCAAGCAUUUGUUUCUGAUGUGUUGGGGCAUUUAAACUCGAACCUCUUGCUAUUUUCAAUUCAAUUCAAUUUCAAUAAAAUUUCAAUUUAAUAUUUUGUACCUUCCCCUCACCCCCAUCCUAACAUUAGCCCUGUUUCUCGCUCUAAAUUUCCCCUUAACCGUGUUUGAGAGGGAUGAUACAACUAGAAACAAGGUUUUGCAUGCGCAAGAGGGUUAAGGUUAGGAUGGGGUGAGGGGAAGGUUAAAUGGCAAGAGGGUAUAGGUCAGAAUUCGGUGGCAGUCGUAAACCGACGCUCUGGCACAGGGCGCUGCCUCCCGAUGUGUUGGGGCUCCCAAAUGUUUGGACACCCAUUGUCAGUUGUGUGAGAAUGUGUACUCCCUCCAGCGCGUCCUGGGUCUUACUUUGGGUCUCCUCCUGGUUGGACGUGCCUGGAAACCCUCACCAAGGAGGCGUCCAGGAGGCAUCCUAACUAGAUGCCUGAACCCACUUCAUUUCAGCUGCUUGCCUCAUUCUCACGGUCGCUACCGAAAGCUUGUGACCAUAAGUGAGGGUUGGAAAGUAGAUCAACAGGUAAAUCGAGAGCUUCGCCUUCCAGCUCGGUUCUGUCUUCGCCAUGACAGACCAGUUCAGCACCAGCCACAGCACCAAUCUGACUAUCGAGCUCUCACUCCAACGUUCCAUGAUGUGUGAAAAUUGUUUCUAAAUGGUUAUCAUAAAAAUAACCAAACCGUAACUCAGCUACAGACACCUAUAACUUUACUCGACCGUUUGGGUUAAAAAGUUUGACGUUUUGACUAAAGUACACCACAGAAGCUGGUAAGCACUAGGCAUCAAAACAAAAGAGGAUGGACAAAUUCAGUCCUUCGGUUCAUUACUUUAAAGUACGUACAUCAUUUUGUUAGAUAAAAGCAAUACAUCAUUGUUUGACUUUGAGUAAACAAUAUAUCCUAUGAAUGACUUUUUUAAAACCAUGUCUGCUAAGAUGGACAUUUGUGUCCACGUGGAGCUGGUAGUCAGAUCUAAACUCAGGAACAAUCUGUGCUUAUUGUUUAAAUAGUUUAAAACAGAUUUCUACGACCGGUUUCUACACCUGAUCCUUCUAAUUGCCCUGUAGGGUAAAAAAACUGUGCUGUUUAUUUCUACAGUGCUAAUUCAAAACUAAAGAAAUGUCUAAAGAGCCAUACAAAAAGCAAAGCAGCCAGAUCUUAUCAAACCAGCUCAAGAGUAAAAGCCAAUGUUAUGUAAUCAAUCGUAUCGACUUGUAUGAUUUUAAAGGAAGAGUUGUUGAAACAAGGUGAAACAGAGAAACUGCUGAUGUCUUUCACAGCAGAAUAUCGAGGAGUAAUACAAGAAAGUAGGUGUUAAAUCAUGUUUAAACAGCACGAAUAUAAAAAGUUAUUUAACAUAAACAUCAAAGCAAAAUAAUACUACAACGGGGCAUGCUGCAUGCGAUUAAUACUCAAACUGAUAAUCAAGCAGAUUCAUUUUUUCUUCUUCUUACAACCGAAGUGCGAUUGAUUUAUUCCUGUUGCAUUUGUAAGUGGAGCAGGUUUGGAUGGAGGAGCUGACCCAGAGUCAGAUCUAACAGCAGAGGGAGCAGAGUACUGCGUGUACUUUGGAGACAUCAUUUAAAUAAUAGAUCAGUAUUAACACAAGCUGAAGCCAUUAACAGGAAGGGACGGCUGAAGGAGGGGAAAGCUUAAUAAUAUCAGGAUAAUUCGUUUGGUUUCAGGAGAAAAAAGGGACCUGUGGUAUUUUAUGGAUGAGGAGCUAAAAAGUUUAUGAACGGUAAGGGCAAAUGAUUUAAUUGUGACUGAGUAGCGUUGAGACCAAGUUUACUUGAUUUUUCAACACAUUAGCAGUGGUCUAGUAAUACGAAUGAAUGCCUUGUGAGUCGAUCUCAGUGGAAGUAAAGUUCUUGUGCUCCUGUUUCAGAAAGUAGAAGUGAGUCAGAGGAGCAGGGAGCAGACAUUGAUGUUUAAUUUCCACAAAUCCCACAAGCCUAGAGGGGUUCUGCUAUUUAGUAGCAUUGCUAAUGCUAAUGGUUUGCUUCAGCUAGUUAAAAUGUUUUCUGCUGUUUCCUGGAUGCUAAACCAACAACAGCUUUCCCCGUCACGAGCCAAGAUGGAUGAGUCCACGAAAGCUGACUUUCAAUGUCAUGUAGAGCUGACUAGCUUUUCUAAUCUGAGCGCUUCAUCUAGUUAUCAUCGGUGGCUAAUGCAGGAAACGAGGGUUCUAUUUUCACGCGCUGCCUGCAUGUUAAACACAGAAUGACUUGAUCAUAUUUCAAAAAUAACAAGUUAAAAAAAAGUUUUUCAGUGACCUUGGUCUUCAGUGAUGAAUGAUCCAGGAAGAUUUAUAAAAAUCUGCCAUAUCUUUAGUAGGAGUCUAAAUGUAUCCAGAUUACAGAGUAAGCAUGAUUUCAGUUACACCAGGAAGUAAAUUAAUAUUGUUGGCACAAAAAGUGCAUUCGGGGUCUUUCCCCCCUCCUUUUCCACACAGCUAAAAAGAGUUUGAUAACCUUAAUUUCUUAUGAUGAACAAACAUUUUCUGGAGAAAUAAAUAUGUUUUUGGAAAUAUUUUAGAUUGUUCCUGCCUGUUUAAAGUUUUUUUUUCAGUCUGUCAUUUCAUUAAUCUCCUGUUCAGCUUAGCUCACCACACGCAUUCAGUGGCAUUCUGUUUAGGCAGAUGUUAAAGUCCUAAUGAUUUGUGAUAAAAUGCAGCCAGGUGUCCAAUUUGACAUACCGGGUAAGCCCAAAAGACAAUGUUUUAUUGUUAGAACUACUCUGGUUUGAACAUUCUCUAAAAACAUUUACAGAAACCUUUGGAAUGAAAUUUCUUUUUUUCAUGUCUAAAUUGCAUUUGUAUUUUUACACAACCACAUGUGUGUCUUGAAGAACCAACAUAGAUCAAAUGGAUACAUUAAAUAUCUUGACUAGAGGUUGGUUUGUGUUUAGGCAUUGUUUUGAUUUAUAAAACUAGAGCAUAAGAUCAGAUAUACGAGGCAAAAGCAGCAUAGCCUUUGACCUAAAGUAUUUUUAAUUUAAAACUAAUUAGAAUUGGCUAUACCAGUGCUCUGUGCUCAAGCAUACAGAAACAUGUCAUCGACUUUAAAGCAGAAAUCCAGUUUUUUUCACAGACGACACCACCUAGAGGAGGAAAUGUGUAUUGCACCUUUGAGCCCCUCUUCCUGCUUCCGUGACCCAGCUGGAAGUAACGUGACAGUACAUCACUACAAUUCCAGCUAUUAUUCGCACGUUAUGCUGUUUUUUCAUACAUAUUUUGCAAAGACUUUUCUAUCUUUAAGAAAUAUCGCCAACUCUGCAUUUGUUUGACAUCCAUUUAAAUGGAAUGCUGAGAUCCUUCCUUGAAAUACAUGUUUAGGGGCUUUCGGAAGAUUUAGUCUAUUGGCUUUUCUUCACUUUUGUCUGUCUUUGAGUAGAAGUAGGCUUUUGUGAAAUCUGUAUUUUUAUGGCUAUAAAGACAGUUGUCGCUGCUCCAUGAUUCGCCGUUUAUUUGCAGCAUUGCAAACAGUUCAAAACCGCUUCUCAGUGUUGGUUCUUCCACAAACUGGCACACACUCUUUGUUUGUACUUAAAAGUGGAUAUUCAUGCUAAUGGUUAAUUCUUAGCAGCGCUUGAUUCAAAUUGCUUGAGGCGCUAAGGGACAGGGGGCGGGCUCAGCAAAAGAUUUACAUAUUAUCUAAUUAUUUAUCAAAACAGGUUCAGACUAUCACCUUUACACAUUUCUGAAAAAUAAAUAAAUAAAUAACCCGAAAAGGGGAAAACUUCAGAUUUCAGUUUCAUGUUGAUCUCUCAGAAAAUGCUUUCCAGACCUAAUUUUGGCAAAAAUAAAUCAGUUCUGAACACAUGAACCAUUGACAAGCUAGAAGUUCGAUUGGUUUUGUUUCCCUCCUACACGAGUGCAAAUUACUCAGAUCUGUCAGCCAUCAUGCCACAUGUCAAAUUGAUGCCCCUCAACCGAGUGUCACUCUUCAACACUGAUGGGUAAGAGAAGCACCCACACACACUCUCAUCAGAUUAAAAGUGUUGUCCUGCGUCCUUCACCUGCCAGGUGGUAUCAGACAACACCAAAGGUGAAUACUGGCUUGUGUUACUUUGCAGAAUCACCCUUGUCAUUACACAGCACAAGUGCAUGUGUGGUUCGUAUAUAGUCUUGCUGCAUGUGGCAGUAUGCUCAGGCCAUUUCUGUCACCAGUGCCGUGUUCAUGACAGGGACAAAGACCUAAACUGCACUAUUACCCAGUGUUUGUGAGAAAUAGUUUUAUAACAUGUUUCUCUUUAGAUCCGAUGAACAAAUGACACCUUGUACCAUAUGCAGCCUUCUUUAACACCCCUGGCCAGACAAUAACAUGAACUAACUUGCUUCUUCUGUCAUAAAUUUAAAGCUAUAUGUAUGUAACACUUGUGUGUGUUGUCUCUUUACUCCAAAUGUUAGGAGAAGAUUGUUGAGAUGUAUUUUCUUUUUUUUCCAGAGUGAAAUGAACAUCAUACAGACUAAUUUAAACUGGUAUGUUUUUGGUUACUCGUACUUUCCCUGUUAGUUUUUUUUUCUGGUCAGUGUGUGUACACGAACUGGUCUGGAUGAUAGAGGAUAAAUGGCCAAAACGAAGCUACAACACUUGAAUAAAAUGAUGAGCCUCCUUCUGAAA